AUGCCCCCUGCCCACGCGGGAGGGGAGGGCGUGAGGUGGCACUGCGGGGAGUCGCGUCCUGCUGAGGCUGGCGGCGGCGGCGGCUUUGCCAAGGGAGCUGAUCCCGAGGAGCACGAUCUCGGGCUCUCGAUCCGCUCUGACGCAGUGACAGGUCAUGCUGAGACGGUGCCCACGCUCCAGCUCGACGUGAGCCGCUCUGCAUGGCUCUUCCCGAUCAUCGGCCACAUGGGUAUCUGCACCUCGACUGGAGUCAUUCGGGACUUCGCGGGGCCGUACUUUGUCUCAGAAGACAACAUGGCAUUUGGGAAGCCAGUGAAGUACUGGAAACUGGAUCCCAGCAAAGUAUACUCCACUGGUCCCAACGCCUGGGACACGGCCGUACACGAUGCCUCGGAGGAGUACAAGCACCGCAUGCACAACCUUUGCUGUGAUAACUGCCAUUCUCACGUGGCUCUGGCCUUAAACUUGAUGAGAUACGAUAACAGCACCUCCUGGAACAUGGUGAAACUCUGCUUCUUCUCACUCCUGUAUGGGAAGUAUGUAAGCAUAGGGGGAUUUGUGAAGACCUGGCUGCCCUUUGUCCUCUUCUUGGGGGUGAUCGUGACCGUCGUUCUGACGCUUCAUUUGCGGUGAUGGCAGCUGUGAACUCCCCAUUCCAUGAGCACACAAAGGAAGAAACUGUGACUGAUCCAGCGAGACGGAGGCAUGGGACUCUGGGAGGCGUUUUCUGGGGAAGGUGGCAACUCCACUCCAUUGUAACAGCUCAUCUUUGUUUCCUGGAACUGGCUUCUUUUCCUGUUUUUGUUCUGUCGAUGGUGUCUCCCGAUGUCAGGGGUCCUGAAGCCUCCUGCUCUCUCCCUGAAUACGCUCCCUUUCUGCAAUUUGGUAGGUAGAAACGCAAUCAGGAGAGGGGAGGCGCGGGCACCUUUUGCUUUCAGUGCCAAGUAAAAAGCCGCAAGGCAAACCCUGCCUCCUGGUUCAGGAGCAGAAGCAGAUGCACCUUGUAAGGUUCUCUCUGAUCACCUGGUUUCUUCCUCUUGGCGGACUUCAUCAGAUGCUUCCUCAGAUUUCCUGAGUCUCCAAGAAGUUGUUGUUGUUGUUGUUGUUUCCCUGUUGCACGACCCUCCUGUAGCACAUGUUUCAAAGGGGAGGUGUGGGGUUCCUCCCGGGGAUGUGGAGUGCCACAGCACUCGCUGACGGUCUCCCCGGUAGCGACAGAAAGGUGUUGAGGGUGGGACGCUGCUCUGAGGAGACGCGCAGGGGAACGCUCUGUGGCAGGGCAAAUACAUCUGGUCCUGCUGGUGAGCCCAGAAAGGCAGGAAAGUCGAUCGACUGGCUUGGGUAUGGCUCAUGGCAGCCUGCACGCUUUCAAUAGCCUGCUGCAGAGUUGGGAGUCUACUGCUAAGUCCCUUUUAGCUUGUGCCGAAGAAAAUACAGCUUCCCUGCUUCUCCUCGUGCUCUGAAUGUCUAAAAUUGUCGUUACACUUCUCACGAGCCGCUUACUUUCCUUUGAUCCCUAGUACUUUGUGUGUCGCAGCGUACCUGAGCCUGCAG
This is a messenger RNA of Pygoscelis adeliae (Adelie penguin), 1554 nucleotides long. It is a transcript of the gene TMEM222, whose product is annotated as transmembrane protein 222. The record is from RefSeq and is a predicted model, not a curated record. NCBI's taxonomy places the organism in Eukaryota, Metazoa, Chordata, Aves, Sphenisciformes, Spheniscidae. The transcript has 7 exons. The coding region runs from base 1 to 633 and encodes 210 amino acids.